This is a messenger RNA of Ceratina calcarata, 2035 nucleotides long. RefSeq names its product ionotropic receptor 75a-like. The record is from RefSeq and is a predicted model, not a curated record. The coding region runs from base 82 to 1971 and encodes 629 amino acids. NCBI's taxonomy places the organism in Eukaryota, Metazoa, Arthropoda, Insecta, Hymenoptera, Apidae. The transcript has 10 exons.
CGUUAAUGACCUUGUCAGUGAAUGCGACUUGGAACAGUGAAAUAAUAAAAAGAAGACUAUUUGGCGGUUCGAGAAAACAUAAUGCACAUCUUUUUCGUUAUUCUUGUGUCAUUUAUUUUAACAUCAAGUGCACAUGAUCACUUAUUCAUUCGCGAUUAUUUCGUGUACAAGCAGAUACGAAAUGUCGUGGGAUUCUCCUGUGGCGAUACUAUAGGUGAUUUUAGUCUUCUGAGAAGCCUAAGUACCAUAGGCGUAUUUACGAUAAUAAGGGAGCCCAGCGUAAAAGUCGACUUCCGUAGAUUCAUGAGGAGCGAGAACUGGAGAGUAGGUGUCGUCAUCGAUUUGCGUUGCCACAACGAAACUGCUGUUCGAAUUUUUUCUGAAAGCUCGAAAUAUCGUAUGUACGAUUAUUCGUACAAUUGGCUGAUAUUAGGCUCUAAUUACAAUCACAGUAUCUCGCUUUUGAACGACACUGCUUACAACAUAGUAACCGAUGUUUCUGUCGCUAUAUCAAAUAAAAGUGACUAUGAUUUGUACGAUGUUUUUAAUCAUUGUAAAUAUCGCGGUGGCGCAUUAAACGUUACAAGGCUCGGCGUUUGGCAACCGAAUUCUGGAUUGAAGAUAUUUCUAACGCAGCCUAUAAUUAACAGAAGAGCUAACAUGCACGGGAUUAGGCUGAAAAUAUCUGGUGUGAUUCAAUACAGGCCGAAGAACAUGCGUCUCGAGGAUUACAUGCAGGACAUAAAUACCAGAUCUUUAGAUAGUAUGCACAAAUUUGUGCACGCUAUGAUUUUGCAUACGGGAGAUCUGUUCAAUUUCAGCGUUCACGCUUCGGAAAUCAUUUACUGGGAUAGACACAGUGUUCAUGGUUUAAUAUUCGAAUUCCUGCGAUCAAAUUAUAUCGAUUUUGCCAGUAAUCCGAGAAUCAUGGUAUCCGAGCGAUUAGAUUAUGCCUCUUUAAUAGGUGCAGCCUGGCCAAUCAGGCCGUGUUUCAUGCUCUUAUCAACUUCGACCACUAAAAUCAAAUUAGAAAUUUUUUUAAAACCCUUUACACGGGGAACGUGGUACGUGUUCAUGGUUUUCGGGAUAUUCUCUAUAUUCAUCAUGAAAGUGAUAAUGAAUCGUGAAAAUGUAUACGAAAAAUAUUCUGGGGCAGUGGUGCUAGCGGUAGGAAUAUUGUCUCAGCAAGGUGCAAAUUUUUUGCCAAAAUGCAUACCGAGCCGUCUCGCGCUAUUUCAAAUAACCAUUCACAGCUGGAUUAUGUACAAUUAUUACUCAGCCAGUAUUGUCUCGGCUCGAUUGAGCGAACCUUUGGACAUGAUGGAGGAUUCUGUAACCGUUCUCGCUGAUAGUAAUCUUAAAAUUGCAGCGGAAGCUGUCCCCUACCUGAAUUAUUUCUUAUACAGAUUAAAUUGGGAAUCGGACUACUUCCGCAAGAAACGGUGGGAUCCUCUACCAGAAUCGAAAAGGUACCUUCCAAUAGAGGAAGGUAUCAGGCAAGUUAGCCAAGGUAUAUUGGCUUAUCACACUGAUCCGAAUACAGCAUAUCCGUAUGUCGAAAGAAUGUUCGACUCGAAUAAAAUAUGUGCGUUGACGGAGAUUCAUUUGUUCAAACAAUCGGUGAUGGGAAUGUACACCAGUCAUAAUGGACAGUUUUCUGAGAUUGCAAAGAUUGGAUUGACAAAAAUGUUCAAUACUGGUCUCCGAAAUCGGCAGAUUAAAUACUGGUCUUCGAGGAAACCGCAAUGCCAGCCCGAUACUUUAUCAACGAGAAGCAUCACGAUCUAUGAAACCGCGCCAGCUUUAAUUCUUUUGGCUUUCGGAAUGCUCGUAGCUGGAAUCAUUUGCAUCGUGGAAAAUAUUGUUCAUAGACGUUCAACCAAAAGAGAGAGAAGUCACAGGAGAAGUGGAAUAAGGGGAAGUUUUAGCAGUGGAAAUAGUAGAGAUAAUUUAUUAGAUAUAAAUCUAUGAGUCUUCUACUCUUUUCUACUUAUAUUAAAAAUAGAAUUUUAAUUAGUGUAGGAUUUUUAUUAGA